Molecule: messenger RNA, 1652 nt
Organism: Sycon ciliatum
Lineage: Eukaryota; Metazoa; Porifera; Calcarea; Leucosolenida; Sycettidae
Product: tubulin alpha chain-like
Exons: 7
Coding region: 147-1505 (452 amino acids)
Biological process (GO): microtubule cytoskeleton organization; mitotic cell cycle
Cellular component (GO): microtubule; cytoplasm
Molecular function (GO): structural constituent of cytoskeleton; GTP binding
Source: RefSeq, a predicted model, not a curated record
UUUCAGUUUCGUGGGCAGAAUCUUCUUGCGCUGCUUGUUGUUCCAUGCUUGUGCUUGUAGGAGUCCAUUACUAACUCUCUGCGAGUCCUAGCUCACGCAGACGGCAUCUCCUCAUAUCUUUCUAGCUUUUCAAACUAAUCAUCAUCAUGCGUGAAGUUAUCUCCAUCCAUGUUGGCCAGGCCGGUGUACAGAUGGGCAACUCCUGUUGGGAGCUGUACUGUCUGGAGCACGGUAUCAAGCCUGACGGUCAUAUGCCUCCAGAGGACAAACCCGCUGCCAAGAUCGACGACUCGUUCAGCACCUUCUUUAGCGAGACCGGAGCUGGGAAGCAUGUUCCUCGUGCUAUAUUUGUGGACCUGGAGCCAAACGUUGUUGAUGAAGUACGUACUGGUCCAUAUCGCCAGCUUUUCCAUCCUGAGCAACUGAUCAGUGGCAAGGAAGAUGCUGCCAACAACUACGCUCGUGGCCACUACACUGUUGGCAAGGAAAUGAUUGACAAUGUACUGGAUCGUACCCGCAAGCUGGCUGACCAGUGCACUGGUCUGCAAGGCUUCCUCAUCUUCCAUUCCUUUGGUGGUGGUACUGGCUCUGGUUUCUCCUCGCUGCUCAUGGAACGCCUGUCUGUAGACUAUGGCAAGAAGUCCAAGCUGGAGUUUGCUAUUUACCCAGCACCACAGAUCGCUUCUGCUGUUGUUGAGCCGUACAACAGUGUGCUGACCACGCACACUACAUUGGAGCACUCUGACUGUGCAUUCAUGGUUGACAACGAGGCCAUCUACGAUAUUUGCCGUCGCAACCUUGGCAUUGAGCGGCCCUCAUACGCCAACCUCAACCGUUUGAUUGCUCAAGUUGUGUCCUCUAUCACCGCAUCACUUCGAUUCGAAGGUGCACUGAAUGUGGACUUGACUGAGUUCCAGACCAACUUGGUGCCAUACCCACGUAUUCAUUUCCCCCUCGUCACCUAUGCACCGAUCAUCAGUGCUGAGAAGGCUUACCAUGAGCAGUUGAGUGUUGGAGAGAUCACCAAUUCCUGCUUUGAGCCGGCCAACCAGAUGGUGAAGUGUGACCCGCGCCAUGGCAAGUAUAUGGCGUGUUGUCUGCUGUACCGUGGUGACGUAGUGCCUAAGGAUGUCAACGCUGCAAUUGCUACUAUCAAGAACAAGCGCACUGUGCAAUUCGUUGACUGGUGCCCAACUGGCUUCAAGGUUGGUAUCAACUCUCAGCCACCCACAGCUGUGCCAGGUGGUGACCUGGCCAAGGUGCAGCGUGCAGUCUGCCUGCUCUCCAACACCACUGCUAUUGCCGAGGCAUGGGCCCGUCUUGAUCACAAAUUUGACCUAAUGUACGGCAAGCGUGCUUUCGUCCAUUGGUACGUAGGUGAGGGCAUGGAGGAAGGCGAGUUCUCUGAGGCCCGUGAAGACCUUGCAGCUCUUGAGAAGGACUAUGAAGAGGUGGGCAUGGACACUGUUGAUGGGGAGCAGAUUGAGGAUGAAGAUGAGUAUUGAGCAUUGCCAACAACUUCCCCUAUAUUAUAUUCCUCAACUGAUUUUUUGCAAGCCUUUUGCAUGUGCUUUCGCUGCUGACCAAUUUUGACUUUUUCUCUGUCUGACCAAACAACUUGAAGCAAACUAUUUUUUAGUCCAUUCUAUGAA